CUGACAGACACAGACCUGCCAUCAGACAUUUUGUUGGUUCUAGAACCAAUUAGUUAAUUUGACACCAUAGAUUUAGAACACUAAUUGUUAUUAUUAGAACACUAAAUCUAUGGUUUUUAAUUAACUUAUUAGUUAUAGUACCAUUGAGAAACCAGUCCAGAUGACAUAAUCUGGACUGGUUUUGGCGUGGGAAAAUAUAAAAUGUUCUAGGCAAUGGUUACACUGACGACGAUUAUACAAAGCCUACACAAAUAAUUUUGUGUAGGCGCGAUGGCGCUCUUACUCAAUUUAUAAAUCAGCGAUUUCAGGCCCAAACAUAAAUGAUCACACACAUCUAAUCUUUCCUAACAAUCCGCUAUCUCCGCAGACAGGGGGAGGGUGUUGUGAGGUUUUGCGCUCGUGUUCUCCGACUUCGUGUGCAGCCGUGCACGAGCCCCUGUCCUUCCCUGGAUUGUUCCGGAAUGGUAGAAAACGGCCAUCAACCAGUGUAUCAUCCCGCUUUGCAUCAUUGAGUAACAAAAAAUGGAAACCUUUUGAUUUGAGCAUUUUUCUACUUUCAUCCAAUGACGAACUGACUCCACUUCCAUCAGAUGAACUGGCCUUCAUGCAGGCUGGAUUGGGAAAGAGGACGGUUUCUCUUGACCGUGAUCUAACACAUGUAGAGUUGUCAAGGCUAUUGCAGGCCACCUACCCAAAAAUGGUGGAGCUGCAGGACCGGUGGCUGCUUUACAAAGCAGGAGGUGGAAAUGGGAGGAGAAAAAUGUCCGCAAUCCCCUUGGAGGCUGAGGGCUACACUGGUGCUAUGCUCCGGAAAGUUUCAGGUGGUGGGAAAAGCACUCUUUACAUAGUGCCUCUUCAGGAUGAGUUGGACCUCUCACCACUCCCAGCAAACGCUCCAGAGUUUGCUUUGAUGCCCAAGGCCAGCUGCAAGCACUGUUUUGCAGAGAUGCCUCUCCAAAUGUUGGCUCUACAUGACUGUAAAUGUGCUAGCCACACCAGCCCAGACUUGGAGAUUAUCUCUGAUGAUGAUGACGAUGAUGUCCAAUUUCCUGAAGUUUUGCAAACUCCAGUGCCAGUGCAGAUGACUGAAGAGGACCACUGCCCUCAGCAGAAAGGGGAUGUCCAGUGUCCUAUAUGUGGCAUAUCCUUCCCAGUCCUGCUUAUCGAGGAACAUGCUAGCCAUUGUGGCCAAAGAACUGAGGACACAACCUCACCUGAGAGGGAACUCCAUCCUGAGACAGAUGAUAUCUCAUGUGAGGAAGAUGUGAUCAUGUGGCUCAAAUCAAAAGUGGAUACCAGCAAGACCUUUGAGCUCUGUGUGUCUCGAGAUAAUAUGUUUGAAAGAGGUCUGAAGUUAUGGAAGCGCAACAAAAAGGCUACACCAAUUAAUCCCUUGCGGAUCAAAUUCCUUGGAGAGGCGGGGAUUGAUACAGGGGCCCUUAGAAAAGAGUUUCUGACCACAAUGGUAUCUGGGAUUGAGCAGCGCCUUUUUGAAGGUGUGAAGUCCAAAAUGCCCAAAUAUUCUGUGAAUGACUUUGAUGAAGAGCUCUUCAGGAUUGCGGGUGAAAUCUUUGCUACAAGCAUUGCCCAAGGUGGACCUGCACCACGUUUCCUCCAGCGGUGGUGCUACAACUUUCUAGUAUCUGGCAAGCUCUCAUUGGAUCAAGUCCGGGACCCGAGCUUAUCACCGCUAAUAACAACAGUUGCAGAGGCGUCCGACAUGACUGACUACAUUGCAGACAUUAUGGAUUGUGGCUAUACUGGCAAGAUCGACAUGGAACACAAAGAGAACAUUCUAAGAGCAAUCGGUCUGCAUGUCAUGACAAAAAGAAUGCCCAUGCUUCAGCAACUCCGUGAGGGCUUGGACCUCUACGGCUUCUCCCAAGUGAUGCAGGCAAAGACGGAAGAGUGCCGCAGUCUGUUCGUCGCCGGAGACGACGAGUCGGUGGACUCUUAUUACAUCACUUCCCAUCUGGCGCCGGUGAUGAGCGAAAGGGGCUGCAACAAGCACCACAAGGAGACCCAGAUCCUUGAACACUUUCAAGACUUCCUGCACGAGCUGGAAGUUGCUGAACCAGAUGCCACGUCUGAAGACAUCACAACUGUACCCUCAGUGAUGCAGUGGAUUACGGGUCAAGCCCACAGACAUCUUCUUCUUUCUGAUCGCCAGAACUUCAAGAUCACAGUGAAGUUUGACCAUGACUGUCACAAGAUGCCUAACCACACAAUCUGUUAUCCAACAGUUAGCGCUUGCACAGACACCAUAACAUUCCCUGUUGCACACAUGUCAGACUAUGAGUCUUUCAAAAACGUCAUGACAACAGCCAUUAAAUACGGUGCAGGAUUUGAUAGAGCAUGAUGCAUUGUGUUUCAUGUGUGUAAGCCCACAUGUUAUAUCCUCGAAUAUGUCCGGAUUCCACAGGGGAGUUGUGAACUUGCAUAGCAUGGUCUUAACAUACUGUUCGUGGUAAAAUUUGACCAAUUUUAACAUUUGUGAGGGUUAAAGGUUGUAUCAGUGAUUUCAGGCCCAAACAUAAAUGAUCACAUUCAUCUAAUCUUUCCUAAUGAUCCGCUGGCUGCCCGCCCCAUAAGCAUGCUGUCAAAAAAACGAGCGCGCGUGCAUGUGUGCACAUCUCAGAGCCUAGGCUGCCUACAGAGACGUGUUUUUUGGACGGCAUGCUUAUGGGGCGGGCAGCCAGCGGAUCAUUAGGAAAGAUUAGAUUAAUGUGAUCAUUUAUGUUUGGGCCUGAAAUCACUGAUACAACCUAUAAUCUAUUGUGUUUUUAGUUGUCAUAUUGUAAGACACCCACGUUGCUUUUUGUUUAAAAUUUCAUUCACAAGAGAAAUUAACCAGAAAAAAUUGUGACAUCAGCAAACCUUGAGGAUUUUUUGGAAAUCUGUUCUUGGUGAUUUACAUUAUAAUGUAUUGUUCCAGAUAUGCUUCUGUUCGUUUGGGAAGUAUUUUAUCAUUCCUAGACUUAUGGUCUUUUGAUAGAUUUUAAAGAUCAUUAUAGUUGAUGCUACUGUGUGAGUGAGGUUCGAGUAAUGUAGUUGACUUGAAGUUAUGCCAGCACAUUUUCUGUUCUUGUGCAAGGCUGUCCUCUGACAUUCAUGUAAAAGGACAUUUUCUGUUUUCAAGGACUAUAAACCACAAUGUUACUACACAUAUUUGCCUUUUGUCUGCAAAACCAUACACAUCUUUGUUUCUAAUAGAGAAAAUGGAUAAAUAUGUAUAAUAAACCGUUUGGACCAC
Molecule: messenger RNA, 3253 nt
Organism: Carassius auratus (goldfish)
Lineage: Eukaryota; Metazoa; Chordata; Actinopteri; Cypriniformes; Cyprinidae
Exons: 14
Coding region: 605-2359 (584 amino acids)
Molecular function (GO): ubiquitin-protein transferase activity
Source: RefSeq, a predicted model, not a curated record